This is a messenger RNA of Fundulus heteroclitus (mummichog), 3537 nucleotides long. RefSeq names its product CXXC finger protein 1a (gene cxxc1a). Gene Ontology annotation, biological process: positive regulation of DNA-templated transcription. Gene Ontology annotation, molecular function: DNA binding; zinc ion binding. The transcript has 14 exons. NCBI's taxonomy places the organism in Eukaryota, Metazoa, Chordata, Actinopteri, Cyprinodontiformes, Fundulidae. The record is from RefSeq and is a predicted model, not a curated record. Gene Ontology annotation, cellular component: Set1C/COMPASS complex. Bases 127 to 1935 code for a protein of 602 amino acids.
CCCUGCAGAGGAAGAGGAGGAUGAAGAUGCGGUGAAAACAAAGGGAACCCCGAAGGUUCUGGUUCUGAACAGGCGAGCAAAGCAAGCUGCGGCUGGACCGGGACAGCUGGACCUCCGAACCUCAUCAUGACUGAGGAGGCUGCAGAACCGGAGCCGGGCCCGGAUGAGGAAGAGGAGGGAGGAGGAGGAGGAGGAGACGUUGCCAUGGAAACGCCCAGCGCGCCGGUUUACUGCGUGUGUCGCAAACCCGACAUCAACUGCUUCAUGAUAGGCUGCGACAGCUGCACGGAGUGGUUCCACGGUCAGUGUGUCGGCGUCUCAGAGAAAGCAGCCAAAGCCAUCAGAGUGUGGUUCUGCCCGUCCUGCAGAGACACAGACCCGUCUUUGGAGAUCAAAUACCGGCAGAAGAAGAGCAAAGAGGCGGAGGCCGAGCGAGACGAUGGAGAGAGAAGCUCCACCCCCCAGGCCAAACUCGACCGGAGGCGGGGCUCUCAGAUCAAGCGCUCGGCCCGGAUGUGCGGAGAGUGCGACGCCUGUCUGAGGACCGAGGACUGCGCUCAGUGCGAUUUCUGCAAAGACAUGAAGAAGUUCGGAGGUCCCAACAAGAUCCGUCAGAAAUGUCGCCUCCGGCAGUGUGAGGUCCGAGCUCGGAAGAUGCUUCGCGUCCGAGACGAGGAGAUGAGUCGGAGUGGCAGCAGGGGGCGGGGCCUAUCUGCUAAAGGGGCGGGGCACCUUUCAGACGACGACGAUGAAGAGGAGGAUGAUGAGGAGGAAGACUUCAGCGAGAGCGAGCUGGAACUGUACGAGCAGUACAAAGCUGCUGGAUACCGAGACCUGGUGUGGCACAGCGAGGAGGAGGAGGAGGAGGAGGACGCUCAGUCAGACCCUCUGAGGAAGAAGGCGGUGAAGGUGAAGCACGUGAAGCGACGGGACAAGAAGCCGGAGAAAAAGAAGUCUGUGUCCGUCCCCAGAGAGGAGGCCAAGCCGCGGCGCCACAAGGUGAAGCAGCGCCACCGGGAGCGGGUGCGGCACAGCGAGCGCGCGGGGGAGGGCGGGGCCAAGGAGGUGGGCGGGGCUCUGAGGCAGUGCUUGGGGCCGGGCUGCGUGGAGCCGGCGAGGAGCGGCUCCAAGUACUGCUCCGAGGACUGCGGCAUGAAGCUGGCCGCCAACCGCAUCUACGAGAUCCUGCCGCAGAGGAUCCAGCAGUGGCAGCAGAGCCCCUGCGUGGCCGAGGAGAUGGGGCGGAGACAGCUGGAGCGAAUCAGGAGGGAGCAGCAGGCCGCCAGGCUCCGCCUCACGCUGAUGGAGAAGCGUUUCCACGAGCUGGAGGCCAUCAUCGCCACGGCCAAGCAGCAGCAGGUCCAGCAGGACGAGGAGGUCGCUGAAGGAGACGGAGACGACACAGACCUGCAGAUCUUCUGUGUGUCCUGCAGCCACCCCAUCAACCCCAAGGUGGCGCUGCGGCACAUGGAGCGGUGCUACGCUAAGUACGAGAGCCAGACUUCAUUUGGUUCCAUGUAUCCAACUCGCAUCGAGGGGGCCACUCGGCUGUUCUGUGACGUCUACAACCCUCAGAGUAAGACCUACUGCAAGCGGCUGCAGGUUCUGUGUCCAGAACAUUCCAGAGAUCCAAAGGUCCCGGCUGAUGAGGUGUGCGGAUGUCCUCUGGUCAAAGACGUCUUCGAGCCCACCGGGGAGUUCUGUCGGGUUUCCAAAAGGAAGUGCAACAAACAUUACUGCUGGGAGAAGCUGCGGCGGGCCGAGGUGGACCUGGAGAGAGUGCGAGUGUGGUACAAGCUGGAUGAGCUGUUUGAGCAGGAGAGGAACCUGAGGACAGCCAUGACCAACCGGGCCGGGCUGCUGGCUCUGAUGCUGCAUCAAACCAUCCAGCACGACCCCAUCACCAGCGACCUGCGUUCUGCCAAGGACAGGUAGACCGUUGGAUGGUUGCACCGUCUCCUGGAGUAGUUUGAGGAUGCAUGCAGGAGGGAUGCUAACAGCAGAAGAACCAGAACCACAGAACUGAUCUGGACCCGAUUGGUCUUACCCUGCUGGAGAUUCUUUGCUUCACACUUUUAAUCCAGAACCUCCAGGCAGCUCACCUUUCACAGACCUGUUCAUCCAAGAAGUGGUUCUGGAGAGAUGAACCAUUCCCAGCAAAUAAAUGUCAUUCAGCUGUAGUUUGCACAGAAACGGCUCCUGGUUCUGGUUCCAACCAUCGAUGUUAUUGUUUUUUUAGCAAAAUGUGACUUUAACACCGCCCAAUCCCAGCGGAGAACCAGCGACCUGUUGCAGGCAGGUGUGAACCCGGUCCUCAGGUGCUGCAGACUGAUGGUGCUGCCGUCAGCAUCCAGCAGGGGGCGCUCUCCUCGCCUUUAAAGGACCACCAGCCUGUGUGUCGGGCUGUGGUUCCGGCUCAGAGUCAGAACUCUCAGAACAUCAGGCCACCAUAACACAACUAGAGCUGAACGGCCGACACCUCCUGAGACGCUGCAGCGGGUAAGUGGUCUCUAGCAUCUGAUCAGAUUCAAAAGACAGAGCCGUCCGCUUUACAGAACCAAGCAAGGAAUUUAUCAAACUCUCUCUGAGAAGUUAAAGUGCAAAAAGUCAUCAGCAAAAAUUUUAAUCUUAAAGUUAAAGAACUUUGCUAACAAACAAACUCUAUGAGACGCUAAAAGGGAGCAAAUAGACAUCAGAGCAAACGUUCUCAAUCGGAUCAGAACCUGAGGAACCAGCCUCAUGUGGAAACAUGUGACUGACACCAGAACCACAGAUUCAGGACCAGCUUCCUCCCAUCAGCCAUCACUACCUCAUGUACAGACCGCCACGCAUCACUCCUCUUCCCCCUCCUCCAUGAACAUCAGGAUAUCUCCUCCUGCAUCCUUUCUGCUCAUUCAUUGUUCAGUCAGAUGCCUCUGUGGUCACAGACCUGGGGCACAGAGCUGGUUCUGGUUCUGGUUCUGGUUCUGAUGAAAGGCUGACCUAAAGGAGCCAGCAGGUUCUGCUCAGGUUUCAGGCUGAGGAAGCUAGAGUCGGACGUUUAUCCAGCAGGAAACACGCUUCUGUGGUUUUGGUUCCUUGGUGCCGUUCUGGCCUCAGAUCAGCUGAAACAUCCUCCUCCUGCCCAUUACCCACAAUCCUCAGCCCAUCAGUGACAGCUGACGCCGCUGCCAUGGUAACACAAACACUAUGAAACACUACAGGCUGCGAAAGACUCAUCAGAACGUCAGUUUUUCACAAUAAGAGCCUUUUUAGGGUUCAUACUCAGAGCCCAGCAGGAUGUGCCAGAAAAGUCCAAACUGCCACGUGAUUGGCUGAUUCUUUCAGUGCAAACAGCCAAUCAAAAAAACUCUGUUUUUAAUUCAUUUUUUUACCAUAUGUCUGAUUUAAAUGUUUCUGUGGUGCUGUAUGUUGUCCAGUGGUUCUCCAGCUUCUCCCCGUCACUUCCUGUCUAACAGGAAGUGAGGUGUGGAGUGCUGAUGUGUUUUUAUUGGUCCUGAUGUCAUGUCCAAAUAAAUCUGAUCAUGUUUCGUUAUC